This is a messenger RNA of Arabidopsis arenosa, 1188 nucleotides long. Lineage: Eukaryota; Viridiplantae; Streptophyta; Magnoliopsida; Brassicales; Brassicaceae. The record is from the annotation of a GenBank genome assembly.
CUUUCUUCUUCGUUUCGUUAGCCUGAUCCUGGUGAAGAGAAAAUGGUGGAUCUAUUGAACUCGGUGAUGAACCUGGUGGCACCACCGGCGACGAUGGUGGUGAUGGCCUUCGCAUGGCCAUUACUGUCUUUCAUUAGCUUCUCUGAACGGGUUUACAACUCUUAUUUCGCUACCGAAAACAUGGAAGAUAAAGUCGUUGUCAUCACCGGAGCUUCCUCAGCCAUUGGAGAGCAAAUAGCAUAUGAAUAUGCAAAGAGAGGAGCGAAUUUGGUGUUGGUGGCGAGGAGAGAGCAGAGACUAAGAAUUGUGAGCAAUAAGGCCAAAGAGAUUGGAGCCAACCACGUCAUCAUCAUCGCUGCUGAUGUCAUCAAAGAAGAUGAUUGCCGCCGUUUCAUCACCCAAGCCGUCAACUACUACGGCCGCGUGGAUCACCUAGUGAAUACAGCGAGUCUUGGACACACUUUUUACUUUGAGGAAGUGAGUGACACGACGGUGUUUCCGCAUUUGCUGGACAUAAACUUCUGGGGGAAUGUUUAUCCGACGUAUGUGGCGUUGCCAUACCUUCACCAGACGAAUGGCCGAAUAGUUGUGAAUGCAUCGGUUGAGAACUGGUUGCCUCUACCACGGAUGAGUCUUUAUUCUGCUGCAAAAGCAGCAUUAGUCAACUUCUAUGAGACGCUAAGAUUCGAGCUAAAUGGAGACGUUGGAAUAACUAUCGCAACUCAUGGAUGGAUCGGGAGUGAGAUGAGUAGAGGAAAGUUCAUGCUAGAAGAAGGUGCUGAGAUGCAAUGGAAAGAAGAAAGAGAAGUACCUGCAAACGGUGGACCGCUAGAGGAAUUUGCAAAGAUGAUUGUGGCGGGAGCUUGCAGGGGAGACGCAUAUGUGAAGUUUCCAAACUGGUACGAUGUGUUCCUCCUCUAUAGAGUCUUCACGCCGAAUGUGCUGAGAUGGACAUUCAAGUUGUUACUGUCUACCGAGGGUUCACGUAGAAGCUCCCUUGUUGGUGUCGGGUCGGGUAUGCAUGUGGAUGAAUCCUCUUCACAAAUGAAACUUAUGCUUGAAGGAGGCCCACCUCGGUUUCCCGCAAGCCCACCUAGAGUGAACUUGAGCUUUAGAACUUUCUCCGACUAAAUGAACGACAAAAAGAAAAGCAAUGUAAAGGACAUCGAGUAAAGAAUAAUGCCGGAU